AUGACGGAGCAGCUUGCUUCCAUGCCGGAGGAGAGCACCACCGGCUUCACAGCUCCCUGCCGGCCGCGCACUUCCUACCACGAGUUGAUCCAGGCAGUCCCCGUCUCCGGAUCGCCGAUAAGAUGGAGUCUCCCCAACUCUCAGUCCGGCCGUAACGGAUUAUCCAGCUACUCAAGCUCAGGUGCCUCGAAUUCUUGUCCGUCCAACAACUCCGGCAAUUCCAGCGGAACCAUUUCGGUGUCCGCCGCCAUUGUCGACAAUGGUGAGCUCACGCGGAUCGCUCACCAAAUGGUCAACGACGGAUACAUCUGGCACAUGGUCCAAGCAUUCGACGACGCCUCAUCUGCACCGGCGGCAUUCAAACAUGGUGGUGGUGUCCGGGGCCAUGCCCUGGAGAAUUGGUUCUUGGAGCUCGACAUCGACUGGGUUCUCCAAAUCGAUGACGAGCAUGGCUUACAACGGCUGCUCCGAGACAAGCCGGUCACGACGCAAGAAUUGGUCGACAAGUGGGUCCGGGCUCUUACCGUGAUUGUUGCCAGUAUCACUGAGACAGAGUACGAAUUCGCCUUCCACAGGACGCCGGCAGUCGCACUGUUUGGCAAAGCGAGCAUCACCGAGAUGCUCAAUGUCGUCGAUGUCAUCGUCCCUGCUCUCGAAGCCAAGAAGCUGCAGGCCGUGCUUGACAUGUUUGCCUGCGUAUGUGGUACGUCGCACAUGAUUAGGCCGGUCAUGAUCUCUCGAGAAGCCCAAAGCAUUUUCAAAGAGAUAGGCAACUCGUUAGAGAGAGAAGGAAUCAGGCUAAGCGAGAUCAUAUCAAACAGCACCAAGGAGGUGAGGACACUCGUGGAGGAAGAUGAUUCAUGGGCUAUCGAGAUCCUGCGAGGAAGAGGAGAGGUUCACAAGAACACUCGGUUCAUCAUGGAUUGCAUAGUAUCCAUGACGAUUGCACGAACAUCAAUGCACAACUCUGCACCGAGCAACAACAGUGAAAACCUUGAUGGCCUGAUCGAUAUCGAGUAUCUGCUUCUGAGAAAAUCAUGGUUGCUCUUAGAUCCAAGCCUCAGGUACUUGUUCCUGCUCAAUAAUUCCUAUUUCGUAGCUCAUGUAGUCUCUGAGUCAUCAGGAUCGUUCAUUCCUGAUGAUCCGUGGGACCUCACACCUAAACUUACGCCUGAAUGUAAGAAGUACAUGGAUAGUUAUCUCGAUUUUUCUUGGGGACAUGUGCUCUCCUGCAUACCAAAAUCGAGAUCUCUUGGAUUGAUCCAUCGUUUGGUCAAUACCCCUUCACUGGCCAAAUUCCAGUCAGCAUUUCACGAAACGUAUCAGGCUCAGAAGUUCUGGAAGGUUCCAGACCCUCGGCUCAGAGAAGCGCUGCGGAGAGCUAUCAUUGAGAGAGUCAUUACAGGUUACCGUAACUACCUGGAGGAGCAUCCGGAGCUAGAGAAACAUGUUGGCCGCCAAAGCAGCAGUCCUCAAGUUUUGGAGGAGAUGUUGGGAGAGCUAUAUGAAGGAUGA
This is a messenger RNA of Aegilops tauschii subsp. strangulata, 1515 nucleotides long. Its product is annotated as exocyst complex component EXO70A3-like. Lineage: Eukaryota; Viridiplantae; Streptophyta; Magnoliopsida; Poales; Poaceae. The record is from RefSeq and is a predicted model, not a curated record. Gene Ontology annotation, cellular component: exocyst. Gene Ontology annotation, molecular function: phosphatidylinositol-4,5-bisphosphate binding. Gene Ontology annotation, biological process: exocytosis.